GUCGGGUGGGCUCGGCGGGCUCCCGGGCAGGGGACUGCGAUGCUGAAGGCCAAGAUACUCUUCGUGGGGCCCUGCGAGAGUGGAAAAACUGUUUUGGCCAACUUUCUGACCGAAUCUUCCGACAUCACUGAAUACAACCCAACCCAAGGAGUGAGGAUCCUGGAAUUUGAGAACCCACAUGUUAGCAGCAACAGCAAAGGCGCAGGGUGUGAAUUUGAGCUAUGGGACUGUGGCGGUGAUAUAAAGUUCGAGUCCUGCUGGCCAGCUCUGAUGAAGGACGCCCAUGGAGUAGUGAUCAUCUUCAAUGCUGACAGCCCCAGCCACCUGCAGGAAAUUGAAAUGUGGUAUUCCUGCUUUGUCCAGCAGCAGUUCUUACAGGACACUCAGUGUCUGUUAAUUGCACAUCACAAACCAGGCUCUGGAGGUGAUAAAGGAAGCCUAUCUUUGCCACCACCCUUGAACAAGCUGAAGCUGGUGUACUCGAACCUUGAGGAUGCCCCUGAAGAGAUCCGGCUGGAAUUCAUAAAGUACUUAAAAGGCAUAAUCAACUCAGUGUCUGAGAGCAGAGACAGGGAAGAGAUGUCAAUUAUUACCUAAUUCAUCUGCGACUGCCAUACCCCAAACGAAACAACUUCUUUCCUGGUACAGAUCUGAAAUCUCAUCCAGCUACUGAUGUUUUCUUCUGCCAAUGGCUAUAAAAGAAAUUUUCCUUAUCUGCUAGAAGGGAGUUGACCCAUACCAUCUACUGUCUGUCCUUAGUUCAAUUGAGAAAAUUCUGUCAUUGAAUUCUGAUUCCUUGGCCCCAGACCUUUCCAAAGAGCCAGAAAAUUGAGGUUUUGUUUUCCCCCCUUCACAUAUGUCAAGUUACAAAAAUUGUGGUAUUAUAACUGUCACAGUCCAAUGAUACAACUGUAGUUUAAUCCAUGUGUAUUGGUUUGAAUGUAAUUUUCAUUCCUUGAUUUACUCAACAAAUCCU
This is a messenger RNA of Cynocephalus volans (Philippine flying lemur), 976 nucleotides long. RefSeq names its product intraflagellar transport 22 (gene IFT22). Gene Ontology annotation, cellular component: endomembrane system. The coding region runs from base 40 to 597 and encodes 185 amino acids. Gene Ontology annotation, molecular function: GTPase activity. The transcript has 5 exons. Gene Ontology annotation, biological process: intracellular protein transport. Lineage: Eukaryota; Metazoa; Chordata; Mammalia; Dermoptera; Cynocephalidae. The record is from RefSeq and is a predicted model, not a curated record.